Cannabis sativa is the source of this 717-nucleotide messenger RNA. RefSeq lists its product as uncharacterized. NCBI's taxonomy places the organism in Eukaryota, Viridiplantae, Streptophyta, Magnoliopsida, Rosales, Cannabaceae. The transcript has 2 exons. Gene Ontology annotation, molecular function: zinc ion binding; nucleic acid binding. The record is from RefSeq and is a predicted model, not a curated record. Bases 16 to 579 code for a protein of 187 amino acids.
CCAAUCACAACACUGAUGGAGUCAUUGAGAGCAUUGAUUCAACAAUGGACAUACACAAACAGGAAAAAAGCACAGAAAACAACAACAUUUUUAACACCUACAGCAGAAAAGAAAUUAGUCGACAACUUUGUGGAAUCAUUGACAGAAAAUGUAAAACCAAUAAACGAGACCAUGUUCGAAGUCAUUGAACUAACCAGAUCAUGGGUCAUCAACCUCAAGGAGAAAACAUGCAGUUGCAACAGAUUCCAACUUGAUGAGUUACCGUGUGCUCAUGCGUUUGUUGUUAUAAAAGAGAUGAACUUGAAUGUUUACAACUACUGUUCGGGUUAUUACACCACGCGAACAUGGCUUGAAACAUACAGCGGCUCAACAUAUCCGGUACACAAUCACACAACUUGGGAUGUGCCACAAAAUAUAAAAGAUAUCAUUGUUCUACCACCAAACCAAAAAAUAAGAUCUGGAAGACCAAGGAAACGAAAGUUUUUAUCUGAAUGGGAUACAAAAAAACAUAACAGGUGCGGCAAAUGUGGAAAACACGGACACAAUCGAAAGACAUGCAACAAUCAAGCAAUAAAAUAGAUACAUAUGAAAUAUUUGAAUUGUUUAAUUUUGUGUGCAAAUUCAAACAGGUUGAUCUGUGAUGUUCUAAAUACAUGGGAUUUCAUUUUUAUGAAAUUUGAAACAGUUUUUUAAUAGUUUCAAAAUCGUUUUGUUACA